GCAGCGGCACGCUUCUCGCGGCGACCGUGUCAUAUCCAUUGUUUAAACCGCAGCGGCCUAAUCAUUCUCGGCUGAUUACGACUCUCCUUGAAUUACGCCUGCGUUUCGUAACUACCGAGAAGAAGACAUGGCCCAAGCACAGCGAAAACGACCGCGGCAGCCACUGCAGGCAUUCGACAACGCCACGUACGUGAUAUCGGGAGACCAGCUGGCCGGACAGGGGCCCUACAGCUACAACCCUCCGUACGAACGAAGCCAGGGAUUCGACAUGACCAGGCAUUCCGAUGGACGGCAUCCGCCGCUGCUUUACCGCCGCGAUGCAGACCUUUACGCCAUGAAGUCUGCGUGGCUCGCAGCUCAGCGCGGUAUCCCGGUUACCGGCGAAGCAAUAUGGCCUACGACGCCGAAGCGGAUCGACGAUCCACUUCCGCCUCCGAGCCACCUGCCAACUAUGGGACCUGACCGCGCCGUGACGUUUUCGGCGAGGGCCGGCGCUGGCGUUAACCACGGUCGGGCCGAUCCGUCGACGAGCAGCGCGACGACAAGCGCCACGACCAGCAGCAGCAGUGACAGCGGUAGCGGUAGCAGCACCGAUCGCAGCGGGGCCUGCGACGCUUGCAGCGCGACGAGCGGCGGCGGCUCGGGUUCCGUUGUCCCCGAGCGCCGCACCCUCCGCGGCCCCCGACUCGUUCGCUCUCCGCCAUCCAAGCGCCAGAAACGACGGGUGUCCUGGGCAACGUGCGCGCCCGUCGUAAUGAUGGCGCUGAUUGUGGCGUCCCUGCUGCUCGUCUCCCUCGCCGCCAUGGCACGCUCGACUCGCGUGAUGGCCGCUGUCUCAGCCGUCGGCCGUCUGAAUGUCAAUAACCGGAAGCCGGAGCUGGUCAUGUCGUCUGCCGAGGCCAGAGUGACCAUCCUGGCCCCAGAUCUGGUCGUUAGGUCACCGAAAGCGAAAACGACGAGUGGGCGCAUCGCAGGUACGCUGAACGAGACCAGUCCCCGCAGGACCGAGGAAGACGUUGAGAGAACGACGGUCGCGGAUGAAGCCGCUACUCGGCAGGUUACCGCCGGCAACGAGAGCGCGAGACAAGGCAAGCCACUGAAGCAGCCCGGCGGUCUCGAGGCCCCGGCGGGCGAUUACGGAAACGUCGAAGUCGGGGAAAGCAGCGAGGACCUCGUGGCUUUUCCGUUCCAACGUCCCAAGCGCCCCAUGUGUGGUGACGUGUUCUACACCCUCUGCCACCCGAGCUCCCAGCGCGAGUUCCACUACCGUCGCUCGGUGAACGCUUGCGUGGAGACGGCCGCCGACGCCGUGCACACGUGCAACCGAGGCGCCAACAGGUUCGCCUCGCUGACCCACUGCCGCCAAAGCUGCAAGCACGGGGGCCGCCGCCCGGCCGAGGAGUGUUUCGGCAAGCCGCUAUUCACCAGCUGUGCCAGGCAGGACGUGCUGUCCAGUUGGUGGUUCUUCGAGGGCCGGAAAUGCGUCCCCUGGAACUUCCCGUCGGGCGGGUGUCCGGCCGACGACAGCACCGUCUUCCGUUCGGCCCAGGAGUGCAGGGCGCAGUGCGUGGUGGGAGGACUCGGGCGUUCCCCGUGCCGUCCUCCCCUAGCGGUCACCUGCGAGGGCCACCACCUGAAGUACCCCUUCUUUGCUGACCUGUCCGCGACGGACGGUCGCAUCCGAUGCCUGCGCUCAUCGCCCGACGUGCUCCGGGGUCGCCGGUGCCUGACUGGCGCAAAUCGGUUUCGCACCCGUCAAGCGUGCGUAGUCAGGUGCAAAAACAGGCCGACGGCCUGAGUAAAGACUGAACAGCCCAUCGUGUUGUCUUAGAAUAUAAGAUUUGCAACGCGUGCGCUGGCCUCGAGCGUCUCUGAUGAGGGCAGCAAUAGUGCGGUCGGGGUUGCUUCGGAAAAGGCAACUUAAUAAGUUUACUUACAAAAAAUUUUUGAAGUAAAUAUGUAUUUCACUACGAC
Dermacentor albipictus is the source of this 1974-nucleotide messenger RNA. RefSeq lists its product as uncharacterized. The record is from RefSeq and is a predicted model, not a curated record. Lineage: Eukaryota; Metazoa; Arthropoda; Arachnida; Ixodida; Ixodidae. Gene Ontology annotation, molecular function: serine-type endopeptidase inhibitor activity.